CGUUCUUGUUCCUCUACAUUUCCUUCGUCUUCACUGGUCGUAUACCGCUGGCGUUUACCGAGGACAGGGGAAAUGGAGAGUCCUUGUUGUUCCAUAGUGGACGACGACGCCUAUCCCUGCUGCUGCUGCUCCAACAGACCCGGGAUCUGUUUGGGCACACCAAUAAUUUUCUUCUGUGUGUGGGUGACAAUGGAGGAGCAAAUGAAGAUGCCUGCUGGUCUUGUCGCGCACGAUAUGCUAUGGUUCUGACGGCUUUAAU
This is a messenger RNA of Zychaea mexicana, 259 nucleotides long. RefSeq lists its product as uncharacterized. The record is from RefSeq and is a predicted model, not a curated record. The transcript has a single exon. Lineage: Eukaryota; Fungi; Mucoromycota; Mucoromycetes; Mucorales; Lichtheimiaceae. Bases 73 to 249 code for a protein of 58 amino acids.